AACUCCAUGGUGUCUAUGUCUAACAUGUGAACCGCACUGUCUUCCAUGCUCUACAUAAAUAGUUUCUUAUCCUCAUAGUUGCACACUGCAUGGAUUUUAACAAAGUUACAUUUCCAAUAUGGUAGGAUAGGUUGUUGUUGUAGAGCGCCUUGUUGUCAUGUCCCCGCAGUGCCUGUAGUGGUGCUGUGAGGAGUCUGUUGUGGAUCCAACAAAUGUCCUCAGCAGCCUACCUACGGCUUGUAAUUUGCGCUGGUUAGCCUGUGUUUUCAUGGCUCCUUAUUUCAAGAAAAUCCGAGCUCGAUGAAGACCGCCGUUUACCAUCCUACCUGGAUUAUCGAUGCCCGAGUAGCUUAGCUGAUUCUAAUAGACAUUUCGGCCGACUAUCUGGAGCGAAUACCGUGCACAGCCCAAACCUAUUCAAGCUGAUGUUUUCAAGGACAAGAGUCACGUGAUGUAUGAAGGCAAACACAUACACUUCUCAGAGGUGGACAAUAAGCCGCUGUGCUCCUAUAGUCCAAAGUUGUGCAAGCAGCGCCGGUUAAAUGGGUAUGCUUUCUGCAUCCGGCAUGUUCUGGAGGACAAGACGGCUCCUUUCAAGCAGUGCGAAUAUGUUGCAAAGUACAACAGCCAGCGAUGCACCAACCCCAUCCCCAAGUCUGAGGAUCGCAGAUACUGUAACAGCCACCUGCAGGUUCUCGGCUUUAUCCCGAAGAAGGAACGCAAGAAAAAACACGAUGCUAUAGAGGAAAUGCGUCCACGGGCUCACCUGGAGUCGGUGGCUCUCAACAUAACUGUGCCCUCUUUAGCUCUGAGAGCGACCAAUGGCAUAGAUGAACUUCCACCAUCUCCCCCCUGCUCACGCCUGUUACCCCUCGCCGAUGGCGAACUCCUGGACCCUUUUGCCUUCUAUGAGGAUGAAAUGGACGGAGAGGAGGUGGGCGCUCCUCGAAAGGGGAGCAGCAUCAAGAAGAAGCUACAGAGUCGGCUGGCGCUCAACCAGAAACUCCCCCAAGACACAGAACUUUUCCAGCCAACGCCUGAGCACUUUACGGUCUCGCCAGUUCCGCGCAUCCACCCCUCGUCACCGCUCAACGCUCAUUUACCGCGACAGGCAUCGGGUCUCUUACAGCCACCUCAGCAGUGCGGCGUGACAUCUUUUUCCUUCCCAGCACAGCAGCAGGGUUUAUUAUGCAAUCCACCACCACCUCAGACAGUCAACUUUCUGCCUCCGGGGAUGCCUGCAAACGCAUUGCCCAGUUCAGCGCAAUAUUUUGGACCAUCGCUCAGCAGGAAAAUGCCUUCCGCUACGACACAACCGCCUGUCUCCUGCAAAGAUGGUGGCAGUACCAAUCAGAGGCACAUGGUCGUCAUGCACCCCACGGCCUUCUCCCCUUCUGCCCACUGCCUUGCUAGGUUGCAACACCUGGUGCAGCUCUGUGCUAAGAGACAGAGAGAGCAUGGAGAUCUCUUCUCACAUCUAGGUCUGGAUUGGUCAGAAGACAGCGCCGAUGACGAUGACGAAGAGGAUGUGGAGAGAGCUGCUCCUUUUCAGAGUCCAGGGAGACCAGAGAACAGGUCUGUCUCUUUAAAGUGCUUAACCUCACCAUAUAACGUUGGAACGUCUCGUCGUCAUGUUAAUGUUAUUCUCCUGUGCAGCUUGGAGGGCGAUGGCGGUUCUUCGCGUAGAGCGCGCCUCCUGCGGCUUUGCUCCUACCUGCGGGAGAAGUACAAGCACAUGUGUAGACAGGAUAGGGCGAGUAUCCGUCAGAAGAGGUAUCGUUAUGCCUUCCGGAAAGCCUUGCUGCACGCCGCCAACAGCAACCCAGACUGCGCGGGGCAGCUGAUCCAGGAGCUGGGUGGAAACUCUCAUAGCCAUUCAUGUGGGCUUCCAGCAAGGCCCCGGAGCACAGAAGCGGUGACUUGUACCGGCUCCACCAAGGGCCAGACCUGCACCAACAGAGCUCUGCCCUUCACUCAGCACUGUUUUCAGCACAUACUGUUGAAUCGUUCUCAGCAACUAUUUGCUAGUUGCACAGCCAAAUUUGCAGACGGUCAACAGUGCUCCAUCCCCGUGUUUGAUAUCACACACCAGACGCCGCUCUGUGAAGAGCAUGCCAAAAAGAUGGAUAAUUUUCUAAGGGGUGACGGCAAUCGGAGGGUGCAGCACCAGCAGCAGAGAAAGCCACGGAAAAAGACCAAACCGCCAGCACUCACCAAAAAACACAAGAAGAAAAGAAGGAGAGUGCCGCAGAGGCCCCAGAAACCCAUCCCGCCAGCGCUGCCGCAGGGAAACCUGGGAAUGCCUUUGACGAGCCUCGUGAUGCCCCCACAGGCUGGCAUCAGGAGCCCCUCGACCCCAGACCUGAGCACAGACGAACUUCCUGAUGACAUCACCAACGACAUGGCAGACAUUCCAAAUGACCUAGAGUUAAACCAGGAGGAUUUCUCAGAUGUGUUGCCGCGGCUACCUGAUGACCUGCAAGAUUUCGACUUAUUUGAAGUGAAGAACGGGGAGCUGCUUCCCACCACAGAGGAGGCUGAGGAACUGGUCCGUGCCCUGCAGGCCAUGGGCUCCUACCCAGACUCGCUGGUGUGCCUGACCUCCAUGGCCGAUCUGGCCUCGGCGGACGGAGUGGACAACCGUGCCCUGACGGUGUUUCCUGGCCCGGUCCAACCGGGCGGCAUGGGGGACCUGCUCAACACACGCAUCCCUGCUGAGAACUUCACCAGCCUGGAGUUGGAGGACAAUCUGCUACAGGCCGCCGGGAACCACUUCUCCCCAUCUCUGCCAUCCCAGCCGGCCAACCAGCCCCCUCCAUCGUGCUCCACGCUGACCUCGCCUUCCUCCGUGGCGGCCACCACCAGCAUCCCCCUGCUCACGCAGACCUCCAUAACAGAGAGGACGUUUUCUCGGACGCAUGUCCUGGCAAAGUCUGAGGUUUCCGCCUCGUCUCCGCAGGUCAGCCACUACAGCAGCGAGCAUGUGCCAUCCCCGUACAGUGAACACAUAUCGUCCCCGCACGCCGCCUCCUUCCACACAGACACCCCCCUGCUGCUGGAGGUCCCUCUCAGCGGGGUUCCGGGGACCCCCCGCUCUACAUGGAACAACCUCCCCCUCACAGACCCCACGCCGUUCGGCAAUCUCAUCAGGUCGGAGAGUCACCUCAUCACCACUUCCUUGUCCACGCCGCCCGCCACCACCCAUUCUGUAACGCUGCAGCCGAUGGCGGCUUUGUCGGCGAUGCCUCAGGGCGCCGUGACAGGUUUAACCGCUCCCCCUGUCCCCUCGUCCUCUUCCUCCUCCUCACACGAACACCUGUUGACCCCCACACAGCCCAAGCAGCAGCUCCCUCAGUUCAGCGCGGCCUUCGGCCAUCAACUGGCCUCCCACAGCGGCAUCCCGAAAGACGUGCAGCCCAGUCACAGCUCCACGGCGCCCCCUGCCGGCUUCUCAAUAGUUAGUGCCACCACUGCAAGUGCCAACAGCGCCACGCCGCCCUUCACGCAAAGUAAAUGAUUAAGCAG
Messenger RNA from Cyprinodon tularosa, 3525 nucleotides. RefSeq names its product INO80 complex subunit D (gene ino80da). The coding region runs from base 452 to 3517 and encodes 1021 amino acids. The record is from RefSeq and is a predicted model, not a curated record. Lineage: Eukaryota; Metazoa; Chordata; Actinopteri; Cyprinodontiformes; Cyprinodontidae. Gene Ontology annotation, cellular component: nucleus. The transcript is spliced from 9 exons.